ACCAGAGAGAGAAAUUACAAGUGAGCGAUUCAGCUUCGUCUUCUUCGUCGGAUUCGAAGCCAUGAGUAGUGAAACGCAGCUUACUUAUAUCCUUCAAUUCAGUGGUGUAUCAAGUGGAAAUGGAUUUUUUGGAGAUGUUGCUUUAUCAACAUCAAUUGGACAUGGAUUUUCUGGAUUAGCUGAUGCAUCAUUAUCAACUGGAACUGGAUUUUCUGGACCAGCUGGUGCAGCAGCUAUCCUGCUUGUAAAAGAGCAUGGAAAGAGUGAUAAAGAUGCGACUGUGCUGUAUAUGUUCCGCCAAGGGCUGGGAAACCAAACAGUUAGCGUUGCUGAGUAUCGCGGAUUAAUUUUAGGACUGACAGAAUCGUUAAAGAAAGGAUAUACAAAGAUCGAUGUCCAAGGAAACUCCGAACUAGUUAUCAAUCAGUUUUUAGGUGAUUGGGAUAUCAACCACCCGGAUCUAGAGAGCUUAUGUCACGAGGUUGUGGUGCUGCGUUAUAAAUUUGACUCAUUUACCAUCGCUCACAUUGAUAAGAAAUUAAGCUGCUUAGUUGAUGAAGUAGCAGCCAUGGCCGUUUCACUCCCAGAUGGUGAAGUUAAAGAAACAUUCGUUGAAUGAUCAUCUGGCAGCAUGCUAUUAUCAAAAACUAUGAGCAACAUUACAAAAUACACUCACGUUUCUGCCUAGCAAUUUAGCAUGUCAAAGGUCAAAUACUUGUAAUGUUUUCAAUUGGAACAUGU
This is a messenger RNA of Lathyrus oleraceus (garden pea), 741 nucleotides long. RefSeq lists its product as uncharacterized. The record is from RefSeq and is a predicted model, not a curated record. The coding region runs from base 62 to 619 and encodes 185 amino acids. The transcript is spliced from 6 exons. NCBI's taxonomy places the organism in Eukaryota, Viridiplantae, Streptophyta, Magnoliopsida, Fabales, Fabaceae. Gene Ontology annotation, molecular function: nucleic acid binding; RNA-DNA hybrid ribonuclease activity.